AUGGCCGAAAAGGAACUCUCCAGCGUGCUCCAGCAGCUCCACCAGACGCUCAAGUCGCACAACUACCAGCAAUCCACCUCAUUACUGAGCAAAGCCAAGAUCGCCCUCCUCAACCUCAACGCCCUCAUCCCACAAGAGAAGUCCCCGCGGAAACACCUGCAGCUCGCGCGUGAGACGCUCGAACUCGGCGCCAUCAUCUCCAUCCGCCUCAAAGACACCGAGUCCUUUACCCGCUACUUCCAGCAGCUGCAGCCCUUCUACUCGCUGCCAGAGUCCACACUACCUAAGGAUGGCAGCCAAUCGAGCAAGGUCACGGGACUGUACUUGUUGCUGCUGCUGAGCGAGGGCGACUACGCGGGUUUCCACACGCUGCUCGAGACGCUCGAGGUGGCGGCCGCUCAGGCGAGCGCGAAGCUAGAGGCUGAUCCGUUUAUCCAGUAUCCGAUUCGUCUGGAGCAGGCGCUUAUGGAGGGGAGCUACGACAAGGUGUGGGUUGAGACGAAGAGCGAGAGGGUGCCUGGCGAGGAGUUUGCGCUGUUUACUGAGAUCCUCAUCGGAACCAUCCGCAAGGAAAUCGCUUCCUGCUCCGAGCGCGCAUACCCCUCUAUCCCCAUCUCCGACGCCAAAUCCCUCCUCUUCCUCGACUCGGAAGGCAGCGUCGUCAACUUUGCAAAGGAGAGCGGUUGGGUUGUCAAGGACGGCAGGAUAUACUUCCCUCAGCAGGAGGAUGAGUAUCUGAACAGGGAUAUUUUGGUCACGAGCGAUCAGGUUAUUGAGAAUACGCUGGGGUAUGCGAGGGAGUUGGAGACUAUUGUCUAA
Molecule: messenger RNA, 819 nt
Organism: Alternaria ethzedia
Lineage: Eukaryota; Fungi; Ascomycota; Dothideomycetes; Pleosporales; Pleosporaceae
Exons: 2
Coding region: 1-819 (272 amino acids)
Biological process (GO): proteasome-mediated ubiquitin-dependent protein catabolic process
Cellular component (GO): proteasome regulatory particle; nucleus; proteasome regulatory particle, lid subcomplex
Source: RefSeq, a predicted model, not a curated record